GCGAGAGUCAGGAUCGGAAUCCGUGGAAUCGGAGCAGCAUGUCGAUGUCCGACUCCGAUUCGUCGUCUCAGGGAAGCGAGUACAAAUGUUUCCGGCAAAUUACGCGGGACAGAUUGUUAUACGAAAUGCUUAGAUCUGCCCGAUCAAAGGAUUCAAAAUCAACAUGGAAGUUUGACCCCUUACAUUGCAGGUACUGAUCAUGGACAAACUAACAGUUAAGAUAAUGUCUUAUGCAUGCAAGAUGGCAGACAUCACAGAAGAAGGAGUUUCUUUGGUGGAAGAUAUUUACCGGCGAAGACAACCAGUCCCCACAAUGGACGCCAUAUACUUCAUCCAGCCUACAAAAGAGAACGUUCUAAUGUUUCUCUCUGACAUGGCUGGGAAAUCUCCUUUGUACAAAAAGGCCUUUGUCUUCUUUAGUUCAUCCAUUUCGAAAGAACUGGUCGAUCAGAUAAAAAGGGAUACUAGUGUUCUGUCUCGCAUUGGUGCCCUUAGAGAGAUGAACUUGGAAUACUUUGCCAUCGAUAGUCAGGGUUUUGUAACUGAUAAUGAGAGGGCCCUAGAAGAACUUUUUGGAGAUGAUGAAGGUUCUCUCAAGGGUGAUGCAUGUCUGAGAGUGAUGGCCACCCGCAUUGCUACAGUUUUUGCCUCAUUACGGGAGUUUCCAUUUGUUCACUACCGUGCUAUCAAAUCCAUUGAUCCAACUACAAUGACUACAUUUCGUGAUUUAAUUCCAACAAAGCUUGCUGCGGCCGUAUGGAAUUGUCUCAUGAAAUAUAAAUCUACCCUUCCGCAUUUUCCACAAACAGAAACAUGCGAGCUUCUUAUUGUUGACAGAUCUGUAGAUCAGGUUGCUCCAAUCAUACAUGAGUGGACAUAUGAUGCCAUGUGUCAUGAUUUGCUGAACAUGGAAGGAAAUAAGUAUGUACAUGAGGUUCCAAGCAAAACGGGUGGGCUUCCAGAGAUGAAGGAUGUGCUUUUGGAGGAUCAUGACCCAAUCUGGUUAGAGCUUCGUCAUGCACAUAUUGCAGAUGCUAGUGAACGGCUGCAUGAAAAGAUGACGAACUUUGUCACCAAAAAUAAAGCUGCACAAAUGCAGCAUGGUUCAAGAGGAGGUGGUGAGUUGUCUACAAGGGAUUUGCAAAAAAUGGUUCAUGCUCUGCCUCAAUAUAGUGAACAAAUUGAGAAGCUCUCUCUCCAUGUAGAUAUUGCUGGAAAGCUGAACAAAAUUAUCAGAGAGUUUGGACUUAGAGAACUAGGGCAAUUAGAGCAAAAUCUUGUCUUUGGAGAUGCUGGGACAAAAGAUGUCAUCAACUUCCUAAGAAUGAAUCAGGAUGUAUCACGUGAAAACAAGUUGCGGUUAUUAAUGAUAUAUGCAGCAGUUCAUCCUGAGAAAUUUGAAGAUGAUAAACUCGUAAAACUAAUGGAGUUAGCAGGACUGCCACAAGAUGAUAUGAAUGCUGUGUACAAUAUGAGGUUACUGGAGGCUGCAUCAGAAAACAAAAAAAGCUCGAUUGUACCUUUUUCUCUAAAAUUUGAUGUUAAUAAGAAGAAGCAUUCUUCUACAAGAAAAGAACGAACCGACGAAGAAUCAACCUGGCAAUUAUCCCGUUUCUUCCCCGUGAUUGAGGAACUAGUUGAAAAGUUGAGCAAAGGUGAUCUCCCCAAGAAUGAAUAUCCAUGCAUGAACGAUCCAUGCCCAACAUUCCAUGGGACCUUGCAGGGUGGGUCAAUGCGACUUAACAAUGUUCCAGCUCCUCAUUCAAUGAGAUCUAGACGGACUGCAACUUGGGCCCGCCCUCGAGGUUCUGAUGAUGGGUAUUCGAGUGACUCAAUUUUGAGGCAUACAUCAAGUGACAUUAAGAAAAAGGGUCAACGUAUUUUUGUAUUUAUAGUUGGCGGGGCAACUAGAUCUGAGCUACGCGCUUGUCACAAACUAACGACAAAGCUAAAGCGAGAAGUGAUUUUAGGAUCAUCAAGCCUUGAUGAUCCUCCACAAUUCAUUACGAAAUUGAAAAUGUUGACUGUUAAUGAUCUAUCGUUGGAUGAUCUGCAAAUAUGAGCUGCACGGGAACGUACGCAUUUAUUUUGAUUGUUCUCUAAAAUUAGCUUUAUGUUUAAUUGAAUUGAAUAACACCCUUCUCUGUUAGUUCAAACAAUCACAGUAGUGUCCUUUGUAAUGACAUCUAUUUGGCAGAGCUUCUUUGUAUUGACAACUUGUUGUAAUGAAACUUUUUUCUUUGU
Messenger RNA from Cuscuta campestris, 2244 nucleotides. Lineage: Eukaryota; Viridiplantae; Streptophyta; Magnoliopsida; Solanales; Convolvulaceae. The record is from the annotation of a GenBank genome assembly.